AUGAGAACAAUCAAAGGUCCUGCAAUCUUCGUCGCUCAAUACCUCUCCACCACAGUGCCGUACGACACCCUCUCCCACCUCGCCCAAUGGGCCUCUUCCCUCGGGUACAAAGGCCUGCAACUCCCCGUCGACCCCAGGUUGAUCGAUAUCACCCGCGCCGCGAAUGAUAAGACGUACUGUGACGCCCUCCGUGCCGAGUGCGCACAGUACGGGAUUGAGAUUACCGAGUUGUCUACACACCUCCAGGGGCAGCUGAUAGCUGUUCACCCGGCGUACGAAACCCUGUUUGACGGGUUUGCCCCCCCUGCGCUGAGGGGGGAUACACAGGCACGCACGGGAUGGGCAAGAAACCAGCUGGUAUGCGCUGCUAAGGCCUCUAAGAAUCUGGGGCUAAAGGCGCACGCAACCUUCUCCGGUGCACUCGCUUGGCCCUUCUUCUAUCCUUGGCCUCAACGGCCCCCAGGACUGAUAGAAACGGCUUUUACGGAACUUGCACACCGCUGGCUCCCUAUUCUGGACGCGUUCGACGCUUGCGGCAUCGACCUGUGCUACGAGCUACAUCCUGGUGAAGACUUACAUGACGGGACGUCCUUUGACCGGUUCCUGGCUGCGGUGGGGGGACACAGGCGGGCGUGUAUCUUGUAUGACCCGAGUCAUUUUGUACUCCAGGGGAUGGACUACCUCGAGUUUGUGAAGAUUUACCAUGAGAGGAUCAGGAUGGUUCAUGUUAAGGACGCCGAGUUUAGGCCUGAAGGGAGACAAGGCGUAUAUGGUGGCUACGCAGACUGGACCUCCCGCGCAGGCCGUUUCCGCGCUCUCGGAAAGGGGCAAAUCGACUUCCCAGCCCUGUUCACCCUUCUCGCAGCGUACGACUUCCCCGGGUGGGCAGUGCUCGAGAAUGAGGACCCGUUCGAGGAGGCCGAGGAGUGUGCGCGGAGGGGGGCGCUGCUGAUCGAUGGGUGGAUCGUGAAGGUUAGGGAAGGGGGAGGGUUUGAUGAUUUUGCGGAGAGUGGAGUGGGGAGGGAUGGGUUGAGGAAGGUGUUGGGCCUCGAGUGAGUAGGGGUAGGGGAAAUGAGAAAUAGUUCGAUUUCCUAGAUAUGUAAGUUGACAUCAAGCCCAAUCCU
Dacryopinax primogenitus is the source of this 1124-nucleotide messenger RNA. RefSeq lists its product as uncharacterized. Lineage: Eukaryota; Fungi; Basidiomycota; Dacrymycetes; Dacrymycetales; Dacrymycetaceae. Bases 1 to 1056 code for a protein of 351 amino acids. The transcript is spliced from 2 exons. The record is from RefSeq and is a predicted model, not a curated record.